Messenger RNA from Beta vulgaris subsp. vulgaris (sugar beet), 2004 nucleotides. RefSeq lists its product as uncharacterized. Bases 1 to 2004 code for a protein of 667 amino acids. Gene Ontology annotation, molecular function: nucleic acid binding. Lineage: Eukaryota; Viridiplantae; Streptophyta; Magnoliopsida; Caryophyllales; Amaranthaceae. The record is from RefSeq and is a predicted model, not a curated record. The transcript is spliced from 2 exons. Gene Ontology annotation, biological process: DNA integration.
AUGACAGAAAAUACGGAAUCACCUCUCCCUAAACCAGAUCCAGCCUACUUUCUUGGCUCUAAUGAUAAUCCCGGCACCUUAAUUACCCCUAUACAAUUGAAAGAUGAUAAUUUUGAUGAAUGGGCACGCGCGAUUCGCAUGUCUUUGAACGCAAAACGGAAACUUGGAUUUUUGGAGGGUACAAUUCCCAAACCGACGACGCCGGAAAAGCUGGCGGAUUGGAGCACGGUUCAUUCGAUGUUGGUCUCGUGGCUCUUAAACACUAUUUCUCCGAAUAUUCGUAAUAGUGUUUCGUUUUAUGAAACGGCUCAUGAAUUAUGGGCUCAUCUGAAGGAACGUUAUUGUGUUUCUAAUGGCACCCGGAUUUGUCAACUCAAAUCUCAGAUUAGUGAUUGCAAGCAGCAAUCGACGGAGACUUUGGCAGAUUAUUUUGGACGAUUGACUCGUUUGUGGGACGCAUUAUCUUCCCAGGAGGUGGCGCCCACUUGUUCCAGGGGUGGCGCGAAUUGUGAAGUGGUUAGAUUUCUUGAGCAGCAGCGUUCUGAUGAUCGUUUGCAUAUAUUUUUGAUCGGGUUGGAUGAUUGUUAUGGCCCCCUGCGUUCGAAUCUACUCGCGCAAGCCCCAUUGCCCACAGUUGCUCGUGCGUAUCAAAUCGUGGCUCAAGAAGAGCGUUUGCGGGGCCCUCGUGCCUCAUCCGGAGCCUCACCAAGCGAGGCCUUGGCGUUUAAGGUGGAUAGUAGAUUGAAAUCUCGCAACCCCACGGAAUUUGUUACAUGUCCUCACUGCCAUCUAGAGGGACACGAUCUUGCCGGCUGCUUCGAAUUAAUCGGUUACCCCGAGUGGUGGGGGGACCGACCUCGUGGCCGGCGUGGGGGGGCGGUGAGCCGAGGCGGCAGGGGUGGUCGCGGCCGCGGUGGCAGAGGCGCGCCACCUGCUCGAGCCAACAAAACUGUGGCUGCCGGUGGUAGCCCUCACGACAAACCUAGUGGCAGCUCUUCUGUGCCACGCGACCCUGCGAGUGCCGGACUUGCAGGAAUCACAUCGGAUCAAUGGCAGAAUUUGCUGGAUUUGCUGAACUUGCCUAAACCGAAAGAUCGUCUGACGGGUGAGUGUUUAUGGAUUAUUGAUACGGGUGCUACACAUCAUGUGACAGGACAAUUUUCGCAGUUGUGUACGUCAAGAAAAAUUUCGGGAUGUCCAGUAGGGUUGCCAGAUGGUAGUUCUGCAAAUGCUACUCAUGAAGGAGAAGUGUUGGUUGAUUCUGACAACUGCAUUGUUCAGUUCACUAAAACAUUAUGUGUUUUACAGGACCGCAGGACGAGGACGCUGAUUGGAGCGGGUGAGCGGGAAGAUGGACUUUUCUUUUUCCGGGGUGUUCCUGAGGUGAAGAUAAAUGUUGUAGAUGGGCUGGCAUCUAUUGAUAUCUGGCAUAAGCGAUUGGGUCAUCCUUCGGAGAAAGUUUUGAGGCAUCUACCCUGUGUGAGUUCUUCAAGUAGUAGUAGUUGCAAUAAAGAUGGGUGCGAUGUUUGUUUUCGUGCUCAUCAACCUAGAACUUGUUUUCCUAAGAGUACUAGUAGAGCUAGUAGGAUGUUUGAACUAAUUCAUUGUGAUUUGUGGGGACCUUAUCGUACUAAAUCAACAUGUGGUGCUUCCUAUUUUUUGACAAUUGUUGAUGAUUUUUCCCGAUCUGUGUGGACAUAUUUAUUAUAUAAUAAAUUGGAGGUUGAAACUAUGUUUUUGCAUUUUGUGGCUUUGAUUGAUCGGCAAUUUGACCAGAAAAUAAAAUAUGUGCGCAGUGAUAAUGGCACUGAAUUUAAUUGCCUCAAACCUUACUUUAUGCAACAAGGCAUUAUUUUUGAAACUUCCUGUGUCAAAACCCCACAACAGAAUGGUCGAGUGGAGAGAAAACAUGGUCAUAUUUUAAAUGUUGCACGGGCUUUGAGGUUCCAGGCUAAUCUUCCUUUGAAAUUUUGGGGGAUUGUGUGCAGGCAGCUUGUCAUUUGA